This is a messenger RNA of Protopterus annectens (West African lungfish), 8403 nucleotides long. It is a transcript of the gene PRRC2C, whose product is annotated as proline rich coiled-coil 2C. Gene Ontology annotation, biological process: cell differentiation. The record is from RefSeq and is a predicted model, not a curated record. The coding region runs from base 184 to 8403 and encodes 2739 amino acids. NCBI's taxonomy places the organism in Eukaryota, Metazoa, Chordata, Ceratodontiformes, Protopteridae. The transcript is spliced from 35 exons.
CAUCACUGUGGCCACUGACAAGGCGGCCAUUUUUGCCUCCCCUCGGCGGUUGAAACGGCGCGGUGGCGGUGUUGGCUUUAUAAGUGCCUGGAGAGUGUGGAUAAUAUAUCUGUGAAGUUUUCAGUGGGAGGCAAACUGCGAGGGUGAGGCAGGCGGUACCAGACUCGAUGAGGUUACACCGAAAUGUCAGAGAAGUUGGGCCAAAACGCAAAAUUAAAGGAUGGGAAAACAAAGUAUGCAACCCUCAACCUGUAUAACACUUACAAAGGAAAAUCUUUGGAGACUCAGAAAAGCACAGUUGCUGCUCGCCAUGGAUUGCAGUCACUUGGAAAAGUUGCUAUUACAAGGCGUAUGCCCCCUCCUGCUAACCUUCCAAGUCUAAAAGCAGAGAACAAAGGUAAUGAUCCGAAUGUGAUAAUUGUACCCAAGGAUGGCAGUGGAUGGGCUUCCAAACAAGAUCAGAUUGAAGAAGAGAAAGUACCUGAGGCAACAGUACAGCAGCCUAAGGUAGGCUCAUCUGUCAUACAAGAGUCAAGCGUAAGGUCUUGGGGCAACACCAAGCAGGGCGGCCAGGUGAAUGGAGCUCCACUGCUGCACAGCCAGUUCAAUCAUGAAUUUCCAAGCCUGCAAGCUGCUGGAGACCAGGACAAGGCCAGCAAAGAGGUAGCAGAGGAGCCUUACGGACCUGGACCUAGCCUACGACCUCAGAACGUUGCCAUUUGGAGAGAAGGUGGAGGUCGAAACCUGAAUACCACCCCCAUUCCAUUAGAGCAAGAUAACUGCAAAGUCUCUACCUCUGAGGACGGAGGUAUUGUGGCUGCAGGUGGUACCUCUGACCAGAAUGAAACUCGGAAAGGAAGUGACACUCAUGAUAAACGGGACGUGCGGCCACUUGUAAGUGGCACACAGCCACUUCAGCCUAAGCAAAAUGGACAGCAGUCUGGUUUGGCACCUCCACUUUCUUCACAGUUCCGGGGAAUAAUGCCUUCUUAUAUGAUUGGUCCUUGUACUAGAGUAACGCAGCCUACCAUGCAGGGACCAAACAGGUUUCCACAGCCUUCAGCAGAGACUGGCAAGAAACAGAUUCCUCCAAAGAUUUCCGUUUUCGUUUUUGUAGGCCAAUACCACAGUGUUGCAAGCUGUCGGUUUUUGUUAUGGGAUGAGAGGCUGUCUAAAACGGAACGUGUACGAUCAAGAAUGUCUGACAGUGGUGAUGGUCAUAAAGAAAUGGAUGAUCGUCCAGGUGGCAAAUCUUUGAGGAGUGAAGGACAGGUUCCCUCACAAACAGGGUCUCGUGGGUCCUUCAGUAAAGGCCCGCCAUCUGAUCAUCAGCAGCCAUCCUCAGGACGUCAGAUUGGACAAGGUAGACACAUGGCAGUUUCUUCCAAGCUUGUGGGAUCCGACGAUGACGAAGCGUGGAAGCAGCGCCGGAAACAGCAGUCUGAGAUUUCUGCAGCCAUUGAAAGGGCCCGCAAGCGACGUGAAGAGGAAGAACGACGCAUGGAGGAACAAAGAAAGGCAGCAUGUGCAGAGAAACUAAAACGGCUGAAUGAAAAAUUUGGAUCAGUGGAAAAACCUUUUGUGGAGGAACCUGUUAAACAGAAAGAAGAGAAGCUAGAGCCAGAGGUUAAUGAACCCGAAGAAAGCCAGAGGGAAACAGAAGUCAUCCCAAAAGAACAAGAACCACCUGAAUUGGAAGUGCCUCAGCCCAUCAGCAGGCAGGACAGCACUGGCAGUGGGAGGGAAAGCCCUCAGCCUCUUCCAGACAGUGAGAAUGAUUCAGGAUCUCAGCCUCGGCCUGCACCCAGUGGCUACUCAAAACAGUUCCAGAAGUCACUACCACCACGAUUUCAGAGGCAGCAGGAGCAGAUGAAACAACAACAGUGGCACCAGCAGCAGCAGGGUGUACUUCAGCAGACGGCUCAGUCUCCAACUUCCAGUGGACCUGUGCCUCCCCCACAACACAGGCCACUUUACCAGCCACUUGGCCCUCAUCCACAGCAUUUGCCCCCCAUGGGCUUUGACCCUCGGUGGCUGUUAAUGCAUUCCUACAUGGAACCUCGGAUGAUGGCUGGAAGAGCACCCAUUGAUAUGGCACCUUUGCAUCCUGGCUUAAUGCCUCCUAAACAGCUAUUGAGACGUGACCAGAUGGAGAGUUCUGGAUCUGCGACUGAUAACUUUGACCAUCUGGCAAGACCAGUCCAAGAACAUGGCAUGCCUUUGACAGAGCCUCGCAUGAUGUGGGGCUCUGAGCCAUACCCUCAUCUUGAACCCCAGCAAGCUGCAUCACCACCUAGAGUGUCUGAGGAGCCAGAGGAUCUAAGGCAUGAAUUGGCAGUGGAGCAAGAGAGGAGAACACCUUCUGCUUACAUACUGGACCAUGGUCAGCUUGAGUCUCAAGCCAAGGGAGACUUUUUCAGAGAACGCGGGGAAACAGAUAUUCGACAGUUUUCAGGUCGUCCGUCAGAAGAUCCUCAAAUUCUUCAGUCAGAAAAAGAUACAAAACCUGUUUGCUUUGAGGCUAUUGUUGAAAAAUGUAGCCCUCAUAGCUCCAUAGAAGAACUGUUUAUUACAGGUGAAGGCAAGCCUGAUUUAAAGAGAAGCAUUUCGUAUGGGUCCAAUAGCUCUUUGAGACUUGAAGAGAAAAACACUGAAGCCCAGGCUAAUGCUGCCAAACUACAGAACUGGGCUGCUGAAAUGACAGAGCAAAAUAAAACUGAGGACAAGUCUGUUAAAGAGAACUUUUCAAAUAAGUUGUCUGAAGGCCCCAAAAGUGACAAGAUGUUCAAAAUGAAAUCUGAGACCCGUUGGGGUCCCAGACCAGGCUCCAUUAGGAGGGACGAAACUGGGGAGAGGCCCCUACGACGCUCAGGCCCCAUUAAGAAGCCUGUGCUAAGAGAUAUGAAAGAAGAGCGUGAACAACGGAAGGAGAAAGAAGGCGAGAAACAGGUUAAUCAUAAAGGCCACAAAUCUGAGAAAAUGGAAAAGAAAGAUCAGUCUCGGUCUCUUGUUAGGGCAGACCAGGAAAAAUCUUUAGACAAUGCUUCCUUAGCGAAAGUAUCACAAGGUAUGGGUCAGUCUGUGGAGAGUGCAGAACCUCCAAAUGACAGGAGUCCAUGUUCUGCCAGUCAACAAGUUGCUUCCCUUCCUGUUCUAGAAGAAAAAACAGAUAAGCCUUCAGGCAAGGAUCAUAACUUGGAAAGACCAUAUUCUGAUGUGAGAUCUACCAGGAAAGAAUCUGGCUUGCCUCAAAGAUCUUACCGUAGAGAUUCUAGAGACACUAGACAAGGUGGUCGAGAGAUUAGGGAUAUCCGAGACAGCCGGAAUACUAGAGAUUAUAGAGACCUCAGAGAGAGGGAUAUCAGAGAUACUAGGGAUAUGAGAGAGUCCCAUGAUGCUUCUGAUUUUAGGGAAUCUGAGCGAAAAGAUAUCCGAGAAUUUAGAGAUUUCAGGGAUUCAAGGGAUGCUUCAGAGAACAAAAGUAUGAGGGAGUCACGAGAUAACAGGAAUUGUAGGGAUAUACGAGACAGCAGAGAUAUUCAAGAGUCUCGGGAUGCCAGAGAGAAUAGAGAUCUCUAUGAAAACAGGCCUGUAAAAGAUUUCCGUGAUUCUAGAGAAGCUAGGGAACAUAAAGAUUCCAGAGAUAUCCGGGAACAGAGAGAGUCCAAAGAGAACAGAGAGACUCGCAUUUCUAAUGAUGCUGUGGAAGGAAGAGAAAUUGUGGAAUCUAGAAAUUCCCAAGAUGGCGGGGAAGUUCGAGAUGUUCGAGAUACACAUGAGAAAAAAGACCUUCAUGAGCCACGUGAUGCCCAAGAGAGGGAUGCUGUAGUUUCUAGGAAUGAAAGUAAAGAUAUCCGAGAAAAGAGAGAUGUACGAGAAACUAGAAGUAACCGAGAAAGCAGGGAUAUCAGGGAGCCCCGGGAUAACAGGAGUGGGAGAGAUUCCAGAGAUGCUAGGGAAAACAGGGAUGCAAGAGACAACAGAGAUUCUAGAGACAGAGAAAACAGGGAUAUCCGCGAUCCCCGUGAUUACAGAGAUAUCAGAGACAAGGACAUAAGAGAUAACAGGUUCUUUCGAGAUCGAGAUUUCAGAGAUUCUAGAGAAACCAUUCGUGAUUCCAGGGAUUUCCAGGAUGCUCGAGAUACUAGAGAUAGAGAUUUGUUCCCUGAUCAGGGAUACAGAGGUAGAGGACGAGGGGAGUAUUACUCUCGAGGACGCAGCUAUAGGGGUUCAUAUGGUGGUCGUGGAAGGGGAGGAAGAGGUCGUAGCAGAGACUACUCUAAUUACAAGGACUCCAGGCCUAGGUCAGAGCAGCACUCCGGAGGAGCAUUUAGACAGAGGGAGGAAAGUGAGACUCGAAGUGAAAGUUCUGACUUUGAAAUUGUACCUAAACGGCGUCGACAGCGUGGUUCUGAAACUGAUUCUGAUAGUGAUCCUCGAGAAAGUGCAAGUGAUACACCUUUCUCUGACAAAGAAAGUGUAAAUAAAGAAAAAUGCCUCAAGAAAGAGGAUCGAACUGAAAAGAGAUCAAGGCCAGUGCACAAAUCUGAAUCUGCUGCAAAAGUGGACAGUAGGCCAUUGGAUAAACUUGCAUUGAAAGAUGAUGAGAUGAGAACAAAGCAGGGAUUUUUCCCUAAAGGUGAACCUUCUAGACGUGGUAGAGGAGGUGUCUAUAGACGGGGUACAAGAGAGCCUGGGGGACGACCUCCAAGGUCUGCUGCACUGAAGAGAGCAGGUUACAGGGAAACACAGUGGGGACCCAAGCAAGGAGAUGGCCUUAAAGUAGAAAACAGUGAACCACGACAUGAAUUAUUUGGGCCAUUACCUAAUGAGAGGAGACCUCCCAAACUGGAGAGAAAAUUUGAUCAAGGCAGGGAAAGACCUCGUAGGCAAAGACCAGCCCGACCACCUAGGCAAGACAAGCCUCCAAGAUUUAGACGUCUGAAAGAAAGGGAAGCAGCUGCAAAAGUAAAUGACACUGUAGCCGGUUCAGCAUCAGGUGCUGCACCAAGCAGCAUUGCUUCUGAACCAGCAAAUGAAAGUUCAGAAGUUACUGGAAGUAAGACACCAGACCUGUCCAACCAGAACUCUUCAGAUCAAGCAAAUGAAGAGUGGGAGACUGCUUCUGAAAGUAGUGACUUUAAUGAGCGUCGAGAGAGGAGUGAGAAAAAAUUGGCAGAUGCUCAUGCCCAGUCGGCAGCAAAAGCAGGGGAGAGUUCUGCACCCCCAAAAAGAGAGACUGCAAAGAGAAGCUUUUCUAGUCAGCGGCCUGGGGUUGAUCGCCAGAAUAGACGAGGCAAUAGUGGGGCGGCUAAGUCUGGAAGAAAUUUUCCUGGAAACAAAGAACGACGGGGUGGUGGAACAAAAGGUGGAAGACGAGGGCUUUUUGAAGACCAAAGCGCGAGUAUGAUUGGUAUUGAUCCUGCCAGCAGCCAUAUCAUUGGGAGUCAUUCCGAAGAUGCAGGAGUUGGGAGCUCAGCACCAAGAGGACAGAAGGACGGCAGCAGCAGGAGGAAAGAAGACUCUAAAUCUGCUCUUAAGAAGCCUAAAGAGAAGGCUGAUGCUCUGUCACAGUUUGACCUGAAUAACUAUGCAAGUGUUGUGAUAAUUGAUGACCAUCCAGACACAACAGCUGAAGAUCCUCAAUCCAGUAUGAAUGAUGAUGGCUUCACAGAGGUGGUAUCUAGAAAGCAGCAGAAAAGACUUUUGGAUGAAGAACGUCGGAAGAAGGAAGAACAGUGUAUUCAAAACUGGAGCAAGAAAAGUUCGAAUGAAAAAGGAAGAGGUCAGAAUUCAAAGCUACCACCAAGAUUUGCAAAGAAGCAACAGCAGCAGGCAGCCCAUGUGCAGCCUCAGACUCAGCUACAGCCUCCACCUCCUCAGCUGCAAGUUCCAGUUCCUCCACCUGCCCCAGUGCAGACUCCACCUCAGACGCCAGUUUCAGCUCCACAGCAGGUGCAAGUGCAAACCCAGUCACAAGCUCCGGUGCAAGUCCAAGCUGCUGCUCAGCCAUCAUCUCCAGUCUCAACACAGCCCCCGCCCUUGCCCCCGACACCAGGAGGGGCAAUUCCAGCAAGCAGCACAGACUACACGGUACCUGCCAAGCCUUUGCCUGCCACACAGGCUCAUAGUACCUUGGGAACAGAAUUGUGGGAAAACAAAAUGCCUUCUACCACUGUAAUAACUGAUAUCACCAAGAAGUUGGGUCCUAUAAGUCCGCCACAGCCUCCUUCAGUUAGUGCAUGGAACAAGCCUCUGACUUCAUUUGGAUCAGCAUCCAUUCCUGAGGGACACAAGGCUGGCCAGGAUGCACCAGUUGAAUUGGGAAUUGAAGCUAUCCAGUUUGGAGCUCCAGCUUCAGCCACUGUUUCUGAAAGUGAAGUUGUGACUGCUCUACCUGAGAAAGUUGUCGAUGGCAAAUUUCCUGAACCCAAGGAACAGAGGCAGAAGCAGCCCCGUGCAGGGCCUAUCAAAGUGCAAAAGCCUGAUUUGGGACCUUUAGAGAGCAAGGAAUAUAAGCCUGGUCCCAUUGGGAAAGAGCGUUCUAUGAAAAACAGGAAAGUAAAAGAAGUUCAGCAGGCUGAUACUGAUGUUCCAGAAAAGGCGGGUCCUGCAGCUGUGAGAAGUCUUGACCCUGUUGUGACCAAGGAAUCCAAAGUUGUGACAGAGCUUGGUAAUGAAAUGGAAUCUAUGAUAGCAGUGCCUUCUGCAGAAUAUGGAACCAAUCCAAAGGAAUCUAUUACAGGUUAUAGCAACCCUCAGAGUGUACUGGCCCAUGAGUCAGCACCAAGUUCAACCCCACUGACUCCGUCCCCUGUACCAAAUGUGCCCUUGCCCCACACCCUUCCCCUCCCCAGGAGGGAGACUCUUCAACAGAGCUCCAGCCUGACGCCAGUCUCUCCCGCUACUGUCGACCUCACCCUCAAGAUGGAAUCUGCACGCAAGGCAUGGGAAAAUUCACCAAGUGUGGCAGAGAAGAGUUCUCCAGUUACAUCUACAGCAGCGCCCAUCACCAUGACCAAUGGCAGUUCAGCGAGCAGUGUUACCUACAGCUCUUUCUCAAGUGCAUCCAUGCAAGCAAUACCUGUUGCGUCAGUUACACCUACAACUUCCUUAACAGGAGGUGCAACCUACACAACUUCAUCCUUGAGCACCAAGACAACUAGCACAUCAGACCCGCCAAACAUCUGUAAAGUUAAGCCUCAGCAGCUACACUCCAGUAGUAUGGCGUCCGCUAAUCAUUUCUCCCAGCUGGGGUGUGUGCAGUCCCUCAUCUCUCAACAGCAGAGUCCUCAAAUGUAUGUCUCUCAGUCUGCAGCAGGUCCUGCAGCUCAGAUUCCUACCUUCUAUAUGGACACACCCCAUCCUCUGUUCAGCACACAGCACCCACGUUUGGCACAGCAGCAGAGUUUCCAACCAGGACUGUCCCAGUUUUUAAACUAUUUCUUACUUUUGUGCCAGCCAACUGCAAUGCAGCCUAUUUCCAUCCCCAUGUACGCCCCCCUGCAAGGGCAGCAUCAGGCCCAGUUGAGUCUUGGAGCAGCACCUCCUGUCUCCCAAGCACAGGAGCUGUUUAACUCUACUCUGCAGUCAUACCGGUCCCAGCAGGCGUUCAUGCAGAGCAGUUUAUCCCAGGCUUCACCCAUGCUUCUGUCCAGUACAGCUCUGCACAAUUUUUCAGCAGUGCAAGCUACUGAUCUGGCCAAAGCACAGUCGGGCCUUGCCUUUCAGCAGACGUCCAACACUCAGCACAUCCCCAUCCUGUAUGAACCACCUCUAAAUCAGGCGUCUGGUUUGGGGGGCUCCCAGCUUCUUGAUACUCAUCUGAUUCAGGCGAGACAGGGCCUUCCCCAGCCAUCAACGCUCUACGCAAGCCAAGUGCAGCAGGCUGGACAGAGCAGCUUUUACAACACCGCUCAGUCACCCAAUGCUGCUCUACAGCAGGUUACCUUGCCUUUACCAGGUUCACAGCUAUCCCUGCAGAACUUUGGAUCAACUACAGGGCAGCCUCUCAUCGCUUUGCCUCAGUCCUUGCAGCCACAACUGCAAGCUGCUCAACAGCAGGGCCCAACACCGAGCAUGAGUAGACAGGCUCCAGUCAACCAGCCUUACCGAGGACACUUUCCCGGAGGAAGUCCGCUUGGCAUGAUCCCUGGGCCUGCCAAGAUUGCAGAUAUGGAGUUGAAACCUUUUGGUACUGGUAUGGAUGUUAAACCAGGCACUCCACCCAUCAGCGCUAGAAGCACUACUCCUAAUUCCAGUCCUUUCAGGGUGAGUUCUACUAGUCCUAACAGUCAGUCCAGUAAGAUGAACAGCGUUGUCUACCAAAAGCAGUUUCAGUCUGCAGCUGCAAGCCUUCGGCUGACCCAGUCAUUUCCUGGCCAGUUCCCUCCCCAGGAGUAA